Synchiropus splendidus (mandarinfish) is the source of this 1141-nucleotide messenger RNA. NCBI's taxonomy places the organism in Eukaryota, Metazoa, Chordata, Actinopteri, Syngnathiformes, Callionymidae. The record is from the annotation of a RefSeq genome assembly.
AUGGCAAGCUUACGCAAGUCUCACCCCCUCCUUAAAAUCGCUAACAACGCAGUUGUUGACCUACCCGCCCCUUCCAAUAUUUCUGUUUGAUGAAAUUUUGGCUCUCUUUUAGGCCUAUGCUUAAUCUCCCAGCUAGCAACAGGACUAUUUCUUGCAAUACAUUACACCUCAGACAUUGCCACAGCCUUCUCAUCCGUCGCUCACAUCUGCCGAGAUGUAAACUAUGGCUGACUAAUCCGCAACCUACACGCUAACGGAGCCUCUUUCUUUUUUAUCUGUAUCUAUAUGCAUAUUGGACGAGGCCUGUAUUAUGGCUCCUAUCUAUAUAAAAUUACAUGAAAUGUGGGGGUAGUCCUACUCCUUUUAACAAUAGCAACUGCAUUUGUAGGCUAUGUCCUCCCAUGAGGGCAAAUAUCUUUCUGAGGCGCAACGGUCAUUACCAACCUCCUUUCAGCUAUUCCUUAUGUAGGAGGAUCAGUGGUACAAUGAAUCUGAGGGGGCUUCUCAGUCGACAACGCAACACUAACCCGCUUUUUCGCCUUCCACUUUUUACUCCCUUUUAUUAUUGCAGCCGUUACAAUAAUCCACCUCCUAUUCCUACAUGAAACAGGCUCCAACAACCCAGCAGGCUUAAACUCUGACUCAGACAAAAUUUCAUUUCACCCCUAUUUUUCUUACAAAGACCUAAUUGGGUUCGUGGUAAUACUAGUGGCCCUAACAUCCCUUGCACUUUUCGCACCAAACUUACUAGGAGACCCUGACAACUUCACCCCAGCAAACCCAUUAGUCACCCCGCCUCAUAUUAAACCCGAAUGAUAUUUCCUAUUCGCUUACGCUAUCCUGCGAUCAAUUCCUAACAAGCUCGGAGGCGUCCUAGCAUUAUUAUUUUCUAUUCUAGUCUUAAUACUAGUCCCUUUACUCCACACCUCAAAACAACGAGGCCUUACCUACCGCCCCAUAACACAAUUCCUUUUCUGAACUUUAAUUGCAGAUGUAUUAAUCCUAACGUGAAUCGGAGGCAUACCAGUUGAAGACCCCUUUAUUAUUAUUGGGCAAGUAGCCUCAGUACUUUACUUCACUAUUUUCCUUAUUUUAAUACCUACCGCUGGUUAUAUUGAAAACAAAGCUUUAAACUGAGCCU